AUGCACAGCAUUCUGGCAUUAGGCGGAGCGCAUCUGUCUUAUCACUUACAAGAAAAUAUCGAGAUUCAGCAGGCAACUUGCCGACACUAUUCCUUCGCCGUGCGGACCCUGCGCCGUAUAUCGGAGGAUGAGACCCUCCUUCGCGAACCUCUGGUACUCCUUCGAAUGAUCUUGACUGUGAUAAUCCUUUGUCACUACGAGGUAGUCUCAGGAAAUCUCGACGGGUCCCCUUUCACCCACCUUCGGGCUAGCCGUCACCUGCUUCUGGAAUUGCGAAGCAGGCGUCACCAGAUCAACACGACCGCUGAGCUGAAAUUGUAUGGAUUUGUAACGGAGCUCUAUUCUUACGUUGUCCUCUGCAACACCAUCACUCCCUUCGCAAUGAACUGUAAGCGGACCCUCGUUCAUGACAAAUUUCUGCAAUCCCUCGACGACCUGCGAGACUUUGGUGCAUUCGGGGUCAUGUUCGGUGGCGGCCACGGCCUUUUCGAAAUGAUAUCGUUAAUAUCUCUCUUUGCCGCGCACAAAGAGUCUCUCCCGUCAAUGGGUCACGACACGGACCCGGAGCGCUAUGAGAUAUACGAACGAUUCAAGAGUCGCAUUAUCAACUGGAAUCCUCCGGCUAUGGACUCCCCUGAGAAUGACUCCGACCAUGACUUGCUCUCAGGGCGCAAAGCGGCCUUAGAGUUGUGUCGACUGGUUUUGAUGAUCUUUCUGGAAACCGCCCUUUCCCCAUUCUCUAAAUAUGACUCCGCGCGGAUCUAUCAGCUCCAACCUCUCCUUGAUGUGGCCAUGUCAUAUUUGCCGCUGGUCUCUCCUACCAAGUUCUCUUGCAUCGCUAUGUGGCCGCUCAUGAUCAUUGGCUCCUGCUUGGUAGAAGAAGAUCAGCGCAGGGUCAUGAAGAAUAUCUUGAUCCACAAUCAAUAUAUGAUGAGGAACACAGCUCAGGCGAGCAAUCUGCUGGAGUUGCUCUGGAUGGAUCCGGAUGAAUAUGCAAUCGGUCCAUAUGGGCUGGGAAUGUUGAUGGAAAACUACGAGUUGGACUAUGGGGUUAUUUGA
This is a messenger RNA of Aspergillus pseudoviridinutans, 1059 nucleotides long. RefSeq lists its product as uncharacterized. Gene Ontology annotation, molecular function: transcription cis-regulatory region binding; DNA-binding transcription factor activity. The record is from RefSeq and is a predicted model, not a curated record. The transcript is spliced from 2 exons. Gene Ontology annotation, biological process: positive regulation of transcription by RNA polymerase II. Gene Ontology annotation, cellular component: nucleus. NCBI's taxonomy places the organism in Eukaryota, Fungi, Ascomycota, Eurotiomycetes, Eurotiales, Aspergillaceae. Bases 1 to 1059 code for a protein of 352 amino acids.